Molecule: messenger RNA, 997 nt
Organism: Salvia splendens (bonfire salvia)
Lineage: Eukaryota; Viridiplantae; Streptophyta; Magnoliopsida; Lamiales; Lamiaceae
Product: enoyl-[acyl-carrier-protein] reductase [NADH], chloroplastic
Exons: 8
Coding region: 16-771 (251 amino acids)
Biological process (GO): fatty acid biosynthetic process
Molecular function (GO): enoyl-[acyl-carrier-protein] reductase (NADH) activity
Source: RefSeq, a predicted model, not a curated record
AUUUCCUUCUUAUUUAUGUACUCCCUUUGUCCCGCUUUAGGAGUCUCGGUUGAUCAAUUUCGGGCGUCCCGCUUUAGGAGUCCCAGUUGGGAUAAACUAAUAAAAAGUGCCUACAAUGAAGUUGCUGAAUCAGUGAAACAGGAUUUCGGGUGCAUUGAUAUUCUUGUGCAUUCACUUGCCAAUGGCCCGGAGGUUACUAAGCCUCUUCUUGAAACAUCAAGAAACGGUUAUCUUGCAGCCAUAUCUGCAUCGAGUUAUUCCUUUGUUUCCCUUCUCAAACAUUUUCUACCCAUCAUGAAUCCAGGUGGUGCUACGAUUUCUUUGACUUACAUUGCAUCCGAGAGGAUAAUACCAGGAUACGGUGGUGGCAUGAGCUCUGCAAAGGCUGCUCUCGAGAGUGACACACAAGUACUUGCUUUUGAAGCUGGGCGAAAACACGGCGUGAGAGUCAACACCAUAUCCGCAGGCCCGUUAGGAAGCCGGGCUGCAAAAGCCAUCGGCUUUAUUGACAUGAUGAUCAACUACUCAUUAGAGAACGCGCCCUUGCAGAAGGAGCUUACUGCUGAUGAGGUUGGAAACACUGCUGCUUUUCUGUCUUCUCCUCUGGCAUCGGCCAUCACUGGAGCUGUUGUCUAUGUCGACAAUGGACUUAACGCGAUGGGAGUUGGAGUCGACAGCCCUGUCUUCCGGGAUCUUGAUAUUCCAAGAGCCCAAAGAAUUGAGGAGAGAGCAUUAUUUAGCAGGGCGACAUUAAAAAGACUUGAUUUUUAGUUUUGAUCUUCAAAUAACCGAUAGAGGCUUGCAUUAUCUUGCACGCUUGUGUUGAGAGAGGCAGAGAGAGAGAGAGAUGCUUGUGUUUUGUUCAUCAGGAUGUACAAUUUUGGUGUGUUUUUUCUUAAGGUUUCUUCAACGUGUCAUGUAGAGAUGUCAAUCGGCACAAUCCACUCAGGUUGCUGGGUUAUUCGGGUUGUACAUUUUUCGGGCUUAAACUUUACAA